GAAAUGGGUUUGAUAUCAUUGGUGCAAAUGUUGCUUUUCUUGAUCAUAUGAAAUGACACGGUAAUGGACUUCCUGUAUGUUCCUCUAGCUUCAAGUGCUCGCUUUUGGCACGCGCCCCUACGCUUCCACUACAUACCCCACCUCGUGUGUGUGUGUGCACGCUAAGGGACCAAACUGGGAAGAGGAGGAGGAGCCGGGGGCUCGUGCGUUGCCCCUUCCCUUCCCUUUUCCUCCCUCCCUCCCUCCCUCUCGUAUUCUUUUCAAGCGAGAAUGAAAAUAACAGCGCGCGAGAGGGGGGAGCUGUUGUUGGUGGUGCUGCUGCGCUGAGCGGAAAGGCGUCGUUUUCGUCGCGAUUCGAGUCACGCGAGGAGCAGCAGCGAACACACGCGGAGCAAGAAAGGUAAAGGAAGGAAAGGGAAGGCGCCGUGAAGACGUCAAAAAAAAAAACCGGAGAAAAGAGGAGAAUCAGUGUGCAUUGAAGUGCACGAGCGUCGAUUUCGUGUUCCACUCCGUCCGCAUCAUCGUCACUCCUCCUCCUCCUCCGCCUCAUCACCAUCCUAAUCAUCAUCAGCGGCUAAAGCAACCGGGCAUGGCCGCAUCCCCCUCUUCCUCAUCAACGGCGAUCGGCCGCGCGCGGCAUCGCCAGGGCUGCGGCGUCGGCGCGCGGUCGCACGCGGGCGUCGUGUUCACGCGCGGCUGUCAGUGAACAAGAAGCGCCUCCCCGUGCUGCAGGUUCUCUCCUGCAGAGGACCGGGCAUCUUUCAGGCCGCCGUCAGACCGCCCAGAUCUAUCUUUCUCUUUCUCUUUUUCAACAUUUGCAUAUAAACAUAUCUAUAUAUAUUUCUAUUUGGAUUUUUUUUUCUACGCAAAAAGCACGCGACCGCAUCUGGACCCCCCAAAGUCGGUUUGACUUUCACCGCGCUCGAGCCUAAACAAAGGGCCGGAUCUUUCUUCGCUUUUUUUUAAAGCUUUCACUCAAUCUCUGGAGACCCCCCAAACCGGGCGAUGGAUAAAGCAGCAAUCGGUCUUAAUACGAAUAAAUUUCACCUGGCAGAAAAGCUAAUUCACCGAAGGGGAAAGGAUGCAGGAUGUCAAAGGCACACAUUUCAUAGUGGUUACUUUGCCUUCGCAACUACUACUAGGUGAACGUUGACCUGUGAAUUGACGAGCCUCGGCUUUGAGAGCCAGUAGAAACCAAAAAGGAUGAAAAUGCGACGUCACAGAGUGUUUUUGCUUUGCACUGUGGGGCUGUGUGUCAUUUCGUUUUUGCACUACUACAAGGCCCUGCAUUACGUGUCACUGCUACGGGAACUUACAGCACCAUAUCCAAACAUCAAGUCCUUCAUAAUGGUGACUGGAUUCUUUUGGAAAGAGAAAGCCACCCCACUGUCUAGUGCCUCUCCAGAAGAGGGUCCUCCUCCAGUUCUUAGACCCUCAGAGACCAGGCACCGAGCUCAGGAAGAACUCGGGGGCAUGGGUGCAGGAGUAGAUGGAGAACCAGAAGCACCACAGCCUUGGGUGAGGCCAGAGGAACCACAACACAAGGAUCCAGACUCCGAGCAGAAAGAAGACAUGAAGUUGAUUAUGUGGCAACCCAGUAGUGCAGUGCACCAAGGAGUGGACCUUGUGAGAUUGAAUUCUCCUAGUGUUAUAGUGAAGAAACAGGAAUCCCAUCAUGCAUCAACUCCAGACCCCAUAAAAAUUUUGGGUGACUUGCACAAGCGCCACUUCAUCCUCCAGGAGGACAACACACCUUACUUUGUCCGGACAAAAGCUGGUGCCCUGUGCUUCCGGCAGGGGACAGAGAUACUGCCCCCGAGAGAUGAUUCUGGGGCAGGAAAAGGUAAGCCUACAGUGGCUGAGGUCCAUCAUAGGAACAUCUUGCAAGUUGCAGAGGACUCCAAUGCACGAGCCAAAUUGGUGGAAGACUCCAGUCCCGGCCGAUUGAAGCCCAAACGUGGCAAGCGUCUUGUAAAGUGUGUUUGCCGUUCUGGUUGGCACGGUCCCUACUGUGGAGUGCCCACAAUGGUGUACCACUCAAACCUCCCGACCAAAGAGAGACUGACCCCUCGUGAGAAGCCUCGACGCAUAAUUAAUGCGAUUAACAUCAACCAUGAGUUUGACCUGCUCCACGCUCGUUUCCAUGAGUUGGUUAACGCUGUUGAUCUCUUUCUUGUAUGCGAGUCUAAUUUCACGGCAUAUGGAGAGCGCCGCCCACUAAGCUUCCUGCAUAUGCUGCUGAAUGGGACUUACAACUACAUGCGUCAUAAGAUCCUUUAUGUAUUCCUGGACCACUUUCCCGAUGGCGGCCGACAGGACGGCUGGAUUGCUGAUGACUACCUGCGCACUUUCCUUACAAGAAAUGGCAUGGGUAGAGUGCGGGGUGCACGUCCUGAUGAUGUUUUCCUCAUCAAUGAUGCUGACGAGAUCCCGGCUCGUGAGGGCAUUCUUUUCCUCAAGCUGUUCGAUGGCUGGACUGAGCCAUUUGCCAUCCACAUGCGCAAAUCGCUCUAUGGCUUUUUCUGGAAGCAGCUUGGCUCUCUCGAAGUGGUUUCAGGGUGCACAGUGGGGAUGCUCAAGGAGGUCUAUGAAAAUGAUGGCAUCCGCUUGCGCCGGCGCGAGUACUACACCAUGCCUAAUUUCCGCAAAUACGAGAAUGACACGGGACACAUCCUGGUGCAGUGGUCACUUGGAAGCCCAUUCCAUUUUGCUGGAUGGCACUGUUCCUGGUGCUUCACUCCCGAGGGCAUUCACUUCAAACUUGUAUCUGCCCAAAAUGGUGACUUCCCUCGUUGGGGUGACUACGAGGACAAGCGGGACCUUAAUUACAUUCGUGAGCUGAUCCGAACUGGGGGUUGGUUUGAUGGCUCUGUACAGGAAUACCCUCCCACGGACCCUAAAGAGCACAUGUAUGCCCCAAAGUAUAUGUUAGACAAUUAUGAGAACUAUCGCUACCUGCUGGAGAACCCUUAUGUUAAGCAGCCUGCUCUAAAUGGGGGGUAAUGAGGAGACAAGGUGGACUUUAAAUGUAGUUCAUCUGAAUUUUAAAGAAAUAAAUCCAGUGGAAGUUAUCAGGAGAGGAAGGGAACCAAACUCUGCCUACAUCCCCCCCCCUUCUUACUCAUUGGAUCAUAUUCCAAAGGUAAUUUACUUCCAUCCAGUCUCUGGCAGAGCUGGGUGGGACCAGCCAUGACCAUGGGUGAACAUAUGUGAUUUUUUUUUUUUCUUUUCUAUUGCUGUUUGCUCAAUGGAUAUGCAGAAUCCAUCAAAAGACUGUUCCAGACCACUCUAUUUAGUGAUGGGUUUACUAAACUAUGGCCCUUUGUGUGAAAGAGAUAAAGAGAGUGUGUGUGUGUGUGUGUGUGUUGUGAUUGGCCUUCAUGGUUCUCGGUGCACUCCUAUAAUUAUUUUGCUUGCAGACUUUGAAAAAAUGAAAACUAAACAUGCAGAUUUAUCUUAUAUGUUUGACCAUUUUUAAAAACCACAAUAGGCUUGUUACAGCAGUCAGUGGAGCGAUUUCCCUAUGAAAGAGGGAAAGAAUUCUAAAUCUGAUACCAUUUGUGAAUGCGUGAAACAUGAGUUAAUGCAGCACUUUGAGUCCAGAUUUCGCUCUGAUUUUUAAAGCCAGUGGGGCGAUAUACUUUUGCACUCUUGGCCAGUGGCAUGAACUGCACUCAGAGGGUUCAAUUAUGGAGAAAGAAAAAAAUGUCUUGGAUGUUGGGUGACAUUGUCAGUCAGUUAUGGUGAAUAGAGAAGAAAAGGAGAAAUGAAAGGAGUCGGAAAAGAGAGCAGAAGUAGGUCUGUCCCUUUCAUCGCUUAAGCUGAACGGAAAACGUUAUGGUUGGUGGCAAUGUUCAGCACAGCAGGAGCCCAUUUCAGUAGGCAAGGCAUAUAGAAGCAGACAAUAUUCCCUUGUCUCUUUCCAUCCUUCUCUCUUGGUCUGUCUUUUUGUUGUAGGGCAGAUUUUUGGUGAAAUAGACGGCGAUGUUUUCACCGACAAACCUGUAACCAUUUGAGUUUGUUAAAUCGUUCUUUUAGGCAGUAAAUUAAACGUCACAGAAAACUAAUUGUAAUUUUUGUAAAAUUGCAAAUCAAAAGCAGGAGAGCCUGGAAUGGGGUGAAUCUCACUCCAAAUUACCAUGAUGUGUAAAUUUGGUAGGACAUGGCCUUCUACACCAGGUGCUGAAUGAAACGAAAGCAAAUAUGAACACGCUUUGCAAUAUAGAAUAAAUUAUAAAUCAAAUGGAAAAAAAUGAAAAAAUUGAACCAGGCUGCUGUCAGCAACAUUCAGAAUUAAAAAAAAAAAACCUUCAUAGUAUAUGCAUAUUAUAAGCUGAUGUAAAUGUGGCUAUCUAGACACAUCCAAAACAUUUCUCAUAUAACUUUAUCUCAAGCAGCAGUGUGUAUUGUGUCAUUGUGGGGGUAUGAAUAGUGGGGUAGUAAACCAGCAGGGGUUGUAUGGGAAUAAAAAGAGGGAGAGGGAGAUCAGCUAAAUCCCAGCAUUCAAAUGAGGUCACAAAGUCCCCAGUAUGGGGUGUUCACAUCCGUGUGUGUGUGUGUGUGUGUGUGUGUGUGUGUGUGUGUGUUCGAACAAAACUCUACAUUGCAACAAAUCCAUUCAUGAGUGUCAAAUAUAGGGAGGAAGAGAAGCAACAAAAAGAACCGACACAUUUUCUGUGCAUUUUUAACAAAAUCACAGUACAUUUUUUCAUGUCUCCUUCUUUUUCUGUCGAACAAACUCCACAUUUGACCCCCUCGAAACACAAACACACACCCACACAAACCCACACACACAUUUCCCCUCCCUGCGUUUCUCUUCCUUGCCGGCUUUAGAGCACUCCCCGCCUGCCAAAAAUAACCCUGGAUUUAUGACGGUGGGAUUUUUUUUUCCCCGCCACACUAGCUGCUUCUUGUGUGUAGGAUUUGUGCCUUUUUUCAGUCCUUCACACCAGAGGAUGAUGAGGAUUUGAUGGGCAUCGUGCUCAACCGGGCACGCCAAGCUCUGCCCUGCUGCAUCAGGCAGGGCUGUUUCCAUGGUGACAUGCCAUCGCUGGCUGCGAAGUGAACAUUAUUCAAAACAACGUGGCGACAUUUCCAUACCUAAAUGAAACUUUGAUCUGACCAGAGAGGGUUGUUGAGGGUCGUUGUUUAAUAAGCAAACGGACAAACGAAUCGGUGCGUACGCUCUCGAAUCCGAAUGCGUUUCUGAUCAGCAUGCAUUCUGUGCAGGUGCAUUGUGCUGAUAGCAAAAAAUUGGUUUUGUGAGGAAAGUAUGUAUUUGACCCCCCUUUUUUAUUAAAAAUUUAAUUCAGCUGUCGUAUAUAUUUAGGGCCUGAAGGAUUGAGGGGCGGGGCCUCCUGGGUGUAAAAAAAAAUCAAGGUGGUGGUGUACACACUUUUGAGACCCUCAAAAAUCUAUCUAAAAUAAUUGUAUAAUAAUUUAGUUUCUACAAAUUUUUUUCUUCAGACCUCAUUUCAAAAAGCUUCAGGGGCCGUAGUUGGUUUAAAAAAUUGAUUUUGGUCGAGCGAAGAAAAAAAAUCUGAAGUUGUGAAAUCGAAACCGAGUGCCUUGGAGACUAAUCGAGUUCAGGGUGUGUUCAAAACAGUCCUCUUGAUAACUACCGGGAAUCUGAAGGAGGAUGCCUGUUUUAGAUGCCUGUGUUGUGCAGUCAUCGCUCUCUUCGUGUGUGCUGCUGACGCAGUUUCUCUUUCCCCCCCAAGUGUGCACUUGCUCUGAGCGCUGAGUCAGAACAGCAAGAGGAUUAAGAGGAUGCACUUUAAUAGCGUCGCCCUCUAAGCUGCUGCGUUCGGGACAAAGCUCCGCUGUGCCCUGUCACAUCUGCAAUGCAGCAGUGCCGUGUUUACAGCCGGGAUCCUGGAUCCCUAACAAGCUUUACAGAUGUAUGCGCACAGCUGGACACACGCUCACUCGGUGGCACGACAAGUUACUUCUACUGCUGAACAGUAACACAAGCAUGACAUUCUUUGCUGCUUCUGGGCUGUGUUUCAUUCAGAAAGAAUGAAGCCUCUUUGGACUCCUCAUAAGCACCUCCGGAUGUUUCGUUUGAGUUCCUGAAUGAAAACAUAUCGCAAAAUCGGUUCAAAUGACAUCGUCAUAAUAGUUGACAAUGCGCACUAGCCAGUUACUUCACCUCUAGUGUGUACCAGUUAUGUUAUAAUAGUUCUAACAUUUUAUAUAAUAAAAUAAACGUUGGCGAGCUUUGAAUAUCUCUUGAAUAUAAUAGUUAGCAUAAUAUUGGGUAGUUUACCUGUAAAAAAAUCAAGCAAUUUCUUUUCUUUGCACAAUGAGACAGUUAGCCGAAAGUUCUCCAGCCAGCUUGUGGUCUAAUGUUAUUGUUAAUGUACAUUAGCUAGUUUACCACCGGUACAAAUUACUCAGUGUAAUUGUUGGUAUAAUGUUUGCUAGCUUGCUAGGUUUGCUAAUCUCAGGUUUAAGUAACGUCUGCUUUUUUUAAAUUGUUGAUAAGAUGGAGCUUUCUAGGCUUUCUUUUCCUAAGAAUUUUGAGACUUUUACCCAGCCUCCAGCAUUCCAACAUGCAACAUUUCCAUGCUAGUAAACUGAUUAGCCUUCAAAGACGCCCAGGAGGCCCAGGAAAAUGUAUGUCCUAUAGAUCUGUUAAUAUUAAAAUGUAACAUCCAAGCUUGUUGACACAGGGAUGCCUGUCGCUUGACAAAAUCGGUACGUGCGCCACAUGACCUGGCGAUUCGAUAUGCCGAGAGAGCAGAUAAGUGUGAGAAUUGCACCGCAGGAAGUCUCAGUCAGCAUAACAUGAACAUGAACAGCUGACUGAAAUCGGAAAUAUGAUUCUUAGUUCUUUAGUAGGGGGAGGUGUAGGGAAAAAAAGCCUUGAUGUUUUCACUUUGGAAUGCAGUCUUGAAGAGGAAGUCUAGAGGAGGAAACUGCGAUUUUAGCUUCUGUAUUGUUCACCAAAGUCUGAACAAACAUACAAUUUUGUGCUUCGCCCUUCACAAGCGCACCAUCUUACCGCUGAUUUAAAACAAAGGUCAGGAAUUCGUAGUAGAAAAGAAACUAAACACCUCUAGAGUGAUAGCAGUAAUUUCACUUUGGUCAAAAAAGUCAGCACAACAGCAAUACAGACACAAACAUUGCUCUAGAGAAGAAAAGGAAACAGUUCUUGGAACACAUAUUAAAAUUGGUGCAGAAAAAGUCUAAAUUUUCUGUAGUCCUGGAUAGAGGUUUCUGUGGGGAAAAUAUACUCAAAAUAUACACUGAAGUUAAUGUUCCUGAGGUAAAAUUUUGGAAAAUCAUUCUGAAAAUCUUCCAAAACUGCUGGGAAACUGUUACAAGUUUCUAGGAUAGAAAAGCUUCCCAAGUUCCUGAUUUCCUGUAAAUGUUCCUUUGAUGAAAAUCUUCUGAGAGUGCUUGGUAUCCUUGAUAAGGUUUCUGGGCCGGUAAUCUUUCCUAAUUUCCUAAGUUCCUGUAUAUGUGAAAUGUUAUAAAAGUAUUGGUACCCCUGGAAAGGUUUCCCAGGCUAGAAAUCUUUGCCAAGGUGCUGAAUUUGUGCAAAACUUCAUUUAUUGGGCGGAGGUUUCUGACAUUCUCUAAGAAGUCCCUGCAGUGCGAGUUUUCCCAAAGCUGGCAUCCCUAAAAUGUUUUUCGGACAUAAAAAUGCUUAGCAAUUUCCUGAAAUCUUGUCAAAUAUGAACAUGUUCACAAAGUGAUGGCAUCUCUGGAACCAAAAAUGGGUUUCUGCAAGAGAAAUGCUCCCCAAGUUCCUGUAAUUACUGAAAGCUUCUUGGGUUGGAAGGCUUUCCAAAAUUAUCGUAUUUGUGAAAAGUUUCCUGAGAUGUUCCAUAUUUCUGCAGGACAAAGUACAGGAAUUCAGGUCCUUGGGUUCCUGAAAAGGUUCCUGUGGGGAAUAUACAAAGAGAAGGAUGGAGGGGAAAAUGGGAAUAUGGAACGCUGGCCUGUUUAAUGAAAAGUGCUCCUCAAAGGCAACGAAUCAAAGCAUGGCAUCUAUUUUAAUGGCCUUAUAAACGAUCCAAUUAUCUGACAUUGGAUAAUAGAGGAGCGCAAACGAGCUGAGAUUGCUUUGAUUGUUGUUGUUUUUUUCUUUCUUUGUUGUUCACCUGAGAGACCGAAAGGGGAAAAAACUUUUCAGUGGGAAACAAAAACCCUGAAAAGCCAGACACGUUAGAAGAAAUCUAUUUGGGCCGCUAGAGAGUGGAUGGUUCCUGUGAGGCACAGAUUAUUUCUCUUUACAUCAAUAAAGUGGCACAUUGUAUUCAACUUUGUACGUUAUAUGGGCUUAAGAGUGAAAAACGGAGUCCCGGAAGGCAUUCGUUUUUUUGUUUGCUGAAUGUGAGGUGAACGAGGGAUAGCUCGCAGAUGAUUGGCUGCUACCCAAACCUGUGUCUGUUCUUACUAAUCAUUCAUUUCUAUAGGAGUUGCACUAGGGAUCUGUGUAAAUGCAUAAAUCUCUCUCUCUCUCUCUCUCUCUCUCUCUCUCUCUCUCUCUCUCUCUCUCUGUCUCCACUAAAAAGCGUUGUUGUCCUGUUGGGUUUGUUUGCUCUUCCUUUGAUGGUUGUAAUGAUUUAUGAGCCGGUUGUUACUCUGCAUGUCCUUGUUUCCUGUUUAAGUUAUUUGAAUCAUGUUUAUUUCAAAAAAAUUAAAGGGAUAAAAUAAUUGUUUGUUGAAGCAGACAGAAAAAAAGAUACGUAAAGGAGUGGAGAGCUAUUUAGUUUUGAAGCACUGUCUAGCCAUCUAUGACUUGUUCCUGUCUGUUCUUCCUGUUGUCAUAAAAAUCAACACUUGGAACUGAUAUUACUGAAACAUAUCUGAUAUGCACUUGUUUUUUUGUUUUUUUUUCCCAUUUAAUUAUUAUGUACCUGUGAAUUUUUUAACCCAUCUAUCAGGGAUCUCUGCCUGUCAAUGUAGUGCUGCUUUUCAGUUUUUUGUUUCUCUCUCUCUCUCUCUCUCUCUCUCUCUCUCUCUCUCUCUCUCUCUCUCUCCCUCUCAUAUACCACAGUCGGGUCCUGUGUAAAAAUAGCAGCCAAUCAUUUCAUUUCAUAAUCGAGAGCAGUGGUAAUAGUAGAACAAAUAGACUGUGUGUGUGUGCACGUGUGUGUACACACUCCAUAUGCUGUGUUUUAUCGUAUUUUAUAGCUUGCGACAGAUAGACACACACACGUGCAACACACACAAGAGUCAGGAUUGUAAACAUUACCUGAUACACAAUGUGGAUACUGUGUGUGUGUGCUUGGUUUAUCUAUCUGACUCAUCACACACUCUUUCACACUUGACUUCUCUCCACUGAUCCGCUGUUAGGUCAUUAAUCGAGGAUGCAGGUCUAAUCAUCUACUGUGUAUAAUGUAUAUUAUCAAGCUACAUACUCUGAAUAAGUCCAGAGGCUUUUUCCCCCUAUUAUCUCAAGAUCAAAUAGUCUCUAGAUAAUGUUUUUUUGUUUUUUGUUUUUCUAAACACAUUUUGAUUUGAUUGGUUGCUGAUUAUCUGUAUAAUAGAGGGGGAAAAAUGGCCGCAGUGAAAAAGGUAAAGAUUUGCGGAUCCAUGGCACAGAGUUUCGGCGAUUUUAAUUCAUUUGCUUGGUGCCUUGCAGCAUGAUAAUGAUGGAUGACCUCUGUGGAUUUCACUAACCUGCAUCUGUUAAUAAUUUCUUUCAUUAUUAGCAUUCUUUUGCAAUGAAUCAUUAGGUUUCAAUGAAAAACCGAGGUUAAAUUUUUUAUUUUUUUUUAUUUCUGUUUAUUUCUUACUUCUUUUUUUUCUGCUUGGACGAACCAGUUUCCUUUUUUCUGUACUUCUUAUCACAAAGGAGCACUGCACUGGGUUCAGUUCUGUUGUUAACAUGGCCGUGUCCUCGGAAUAAUCUUAAUCAUGUCACGUGAUGCUAGAUUGUAACCACUAGAGGGCAUGAGAAGCCUCAGCUGAAUCUGUUCAGGUCCCACCAUCGACCCCAACGUCUGUCUCGCUGCAUCGUCCCGAAAAUAAGUCAUGAGGCACAAACAGACCUAUACUGACCCGCAGAGUCUGCCACAAACACUAAAUGUGUAUAAAAACUUUAAUUCUAUCAGAGCCCGGGUUGCCAGAUUUAGUUCCCAGCCUUCCUGGGUUUUUUUUUCCUGCAAGUAUCCAAGGACUGCUGCAAGGUCUACAUAUACACUGAGCAGUCUUGUCAUGUUUUUGCAUCUUCCUUUUAUUUAUUUAAUUUUUAUCUCUAAAGACAAAGGAAGGAUGCGGUUUAGGGGGAAAAAAAACCCACUCUGUGUAAUUGUGUUUGUUUUUCGGUGGCUUGGCAUCGCCUUUCUUUUCAUUGCGUGCUCACAUUUUUGCAUUUCUUUCUUCAUUUGUGUCCCUUUCAGGGUUCAACCACUUCACUAAAAUAUCUUUCCCAGCAGAGCAAGAGAGUAAAAAAACUGAAAAGAAAAAAAAUGCUGAUGUAUUUACAUAAAAGAGCGCAUUUAUGAGACGAAAUGACUUAUUUUUUCUGCUCUGUGGUUAAAGAUGACAGUGUAAAUUUAUGAAUUAAUUAAAAAAAAAGAUUUUUUUUUUUUUUUUUUGUUCUGUAUAUGAAUGGCUCUAUGUUAACCUGAACAGAAAAUUAAUGAAUUCUAUGACGGAAACUAUAAUAAAUUAAUUUAAAAAUUGU
Messenger RNA from Silurus meridionalis, 10645 nucleotides. It is a transcript of the gene mgat3b, whose product is annotated as beta-1,4-mannosyl-glycoprotein 4-beta-N-acetylglucosaminyltransferase b. The transcript is spliced from 4 exons. Gene Ontology annotation, cellular component: membrane. NCBI's taxonomy places the organism in Eukaryota, Metazoa, Chordata, Actinopteri, Siluriformes, Siluridae. Gene Ontology annotation, molecular function: beta-1,4-mannosylglycoprotein 4-beta-N-acetylglucosaminyltransferase activity. The record is from RefSeq and is a predicted model, not a curated record. The coding region runs from base 1204 to 3003 and encodes 599 amino acids. Gene Ontology annotation, biological process: N-acetylglucosamine metabolic process; protein N-linked glycosylation.